Messenger RNA from Octopus sinensis (East Asian common octopus), 3317 nucleotides. Its product is annotated as vam6/Vps39-like protein. Gene Ontology annotation, molecular function: protein binding. NCBI's taxonomy places the organism in Eukaryota, Metazoa, Mollusca, Cephalopoda, Octopoda, Octopodidae. The coding region runs from base 185 to 2830 and encodes 881 amino acids. The transcript has 26 exons. Gene Ontology annotation, biological process: intracellular protein transport; vesicle-mediated transport; endosomal vesicle fusion. The record is from RefSeq and is a predicted model, not a curated record. Gene Ontology annotation, cellular component: cytoplasm; membrane.
UGGUGUACGACCCUGGUCACAUGACACAAACAAGCUGAAAGCGAAGCGAAAGAGAGAGAGAGAGGGAGAGAAAGAAAGAGAGAGAGGGAGAGAGAGAGAGAAAGAAAGAGACAGAGGGAGAGAGUGAGGGGGAGGAGAGAGGUGCGCAUCGUUGGUCUCCGUGUUUAUCUCUCAUGCCUGAAGGAUGCCUUGUGCCUACGAAGCCGUUCCAAUACUGGAAAAACUCCCAUUACAAAUCCAAAUCGGAUCUAUCGCAUGCUACGAGGAUGUAUUGUUGGUUGGAACGAAACAAGGACAUCUUUUACAGUAUAAAAUCAGCAAAGACAAAGACCAAGAGAAUAAAUUCAGCAUUCAGUUGGAAGGUUCUAACAAAUCAUUUGCCAAAAAACCAAUCACUCAGCUGUCUGCAAUUACAGAUGAAGAAUAUAUCCUGGUUAGUCUGUCCGAUAACGUAAUAAGUGUCCAUGACUUAUCUACAUUCGGAUUGUUAACUAUAAUGGGUCGAACCAAAGGAGCAACGUUAUUUGCUGUUGAUGUGAAGAAUCCUGAAUCAAACAAAAAACAACACUUAAGAUUAUGUGUGGCUGUCAAGAAAAAAAUCCAGUUGUAUUACUGGCGAAAUCGUGAAUUUAAGGAAAUGCAGCCUGAUUUAUCGCUUUACGACACCCCACGAGCCAUGAGUUGGUGUAACGAUUCCAUAUUCGUAGGAUUCAAACGAGAAUAUUUUGUGAUAAAAGUAAAUGAUGGAAACUUAAAAGAACUGUUCUCUUUAGGAGGUAAGAGAAGUGAACCUCUUGUUGCUAAAUUGUCUGAUAAUCAAAUUACUCUAGGAAGAAAUGAAAUGUCCAUCUUUAUUGACGAAGAAGGUUCCCCAAGUCAGAAAUAUCCUCUUCAGUGGACAGACAUCCCCAUCGCUCUUGUGCACGACCCUCCUUACAUUAUUGCUGUCCUUCCAAAAUAUGUUGAAGUCCGAACUAUUCAACCUCGUUUGAUGAUCCAAAGCAUUGAGCUUCCUAAACCGUUAUACAUUUGUGUUGGCAGUGGACUUGUGUAUGUAGCUUCUAACAAUCAUUGUUGGAGAUUAACAAAAUCCCCUAUUUCUGAACAAGUGAAUGACUUGGUGAAGAUCAAAGAAUUUGAGUUAGCUUUACGUCUUGUGGCAGAGAAUAUGGAGUCAGAAUGUGAAGCAGAGAAGAAGAAACGUUUACAAAAAAUCCAGAACAGACAAGCUUUUCAUUUAUUUUGCCAGCACCAGUUUGAUGCAUCAAUGAAAUUGUUCAUGGAAUUGGACACUGAUCCAUCGCAUGUGAUUGGUCUCUACCCUAAUCUGCUGCCUUCCUGCUACCAUAAAGAUCUCACCUACCCAGAUACCGUGCCUGAGUUAGAUGGUGGUGACCUCGAAAAUGCCUUAUUGGCACUUAUCGAUUACCUUAACGAGAAACGUUACCAUAUUAUGAAAAUUCCUAGCAAAGAGAUAACAACCACUGCCAUCGGGGACAUGAACCGAACUAUCAAAUCCAAAAGACAGAUUGCUCAAAUUAUUGACACAACUUUGCUUAAAUGCUACCUUGAAACAAAUGAUGCGUUGAUGGCGCCAUUCCUCAGGAGGGUGGACAAUCAAUGUCAUAUUGAAGAAAGUGAACGUGUUCUGAGGAGCAAAGAAAAGUUUAGUGAAUUAAUAAUUUUGUACCGGAAGAAAGAAUUGCACCAAAAAGCUUUAUCCUUAUUGAUGCAACAAGCGUGCCGGCCUGCCUCUUCGCUUCAAAGUGGCCAGGAUGGCAUCGUAGAAUAUCUCCAGCAUUUAGGUCCAUCUCAUAUUGAUCUUAUUUUUGAAUAUUCUGCUGCUGUACUACAGAAAGACCCUGUAGAAGGACUCAGUAUAUUUACAGAGGACAUGCCCGAAGUUGAAUCUUUACCAAGAGAUAAAGUGUUGGAAUUCUUAGAAACCAAUUUUAGCAGCAAUGUUACCAUUUUAUAUUUAGAACAUAUUAUAGAACAUUGGAAUGAAACAAACACAGAUUUCCACAACUUAUUAGUGAAUUUGUACAGAGAAAAGACUCAAGAGAUCAUAUUGCACAGAUCCUCUUUAAAUUCUGAUUCACAAGAAUUCCAAACGGCCACUGAGGAACUGGAAAAGUUUAAGGGUAAACUCAUAUCUUUCCUUGAAAGCUCACAGUAUUACACACCAGAGCGACUCUUGUCGUACUUUCCCCUUGAUGAUUUCUAUGAAGAGAGGGCAAUAUUACUGGGGCGACUUGGCCGGCAUGAACAAGCACUCGCCAUUUAUGUCCAUGUUCUCAACAAUCAUAGUUUGGCUGAACAGUAUUGUAUCAACCAUUAUGAUGGAGCUAAAGAAGGUAAUAAAGAUGUGUAUCUUCAUCUAUUAAAAAUGUACCUUCAGCCACCCAAUCCUGCUAAUUUAGGCAUCAUGGUUAAAGACAUAUCUGAAGUAAAGGUGCAAAUUGAACCAGCAUUGUAUAUAUUAGACAACCAUGCGGUGAAAAUUGAUGCCAGCAAGGCCCUAGAAUUGUUGCCUCCAACAACCAAGAUAAAAGAUAUUCUGAACUAUUUGGAAAACCUGAUAGAGAUGAAAGCAGCUCUCAGACGCAACCACAUGGUUCUACGUAAUGUCCUUUCCGCAGAAAAUGUCAUGGUGAUCAAAGAGCACAUGAAAUUUUCUAAAAUAAAAUGUGUCAUCACAGAAGAGAAAAAUUGUCGAGUUUGCAAGAAAAGAAUAGGAAACAGUGCAUUUGCUCGGUAUCCAAAUGGUGUGAUCGUCCACUAUCACUGUUGUAACGAUGUAAAAGUUUGCCCAACAGAUCACCGAUGAAACGACCUUUUGACCUCAACGUGACCGGCUCAAAUGUUGAUGUGACUACAAUAUGGAUGGAAUUCAUGAUUCGCUUGGACCAGAAUCAUGGUUGAGAUGUUUGCCAAUUACCACCUACUGAUUCUACAGUAGAUCUAUCCCUACACCCCUCCUAAAAUGAAUGGACAGUGCAUUGUCUUCUUCUGCAAGAAUGCCAGUGAUGAUGCUAAAAUACAAACAAUGUUGAUGAGAUUAAUUGUCUCCAAUGACGGAAAAGAUGAUUAUUAUUAUUAUUAUGAAGGCCCAGAGAUUGUCGUCUUUGGUCUCUUCAUGACAUAUUCUCAUUGGAAUCACUGGUGCUUCAUUCCUUAAAUCUAAAACUUGGCACUGGGAUUACCAUACUUCAGAGAGAUACAUCCUCUUGUCUGAUAAAAAUUAAUUGAACAAAAUAAAAUAAAUAAAUAAAAAUAACCUUCCCUCGAAACACCCCCUCCCCCACAAAAAAAAA